This is a messenger RNA of Dictyostelium purpureum, 270 nucleotides long. RefSeq lists its product as uncharacterized. The annotation marks the transcript as partial. NCBI's taxonomy places the organism in Eukaryota, Evosea, Eumycetozoa, Dictyosteliales, Dictyosteliaceae. Gene Ontology annotation, molecular function: protein-disulfide reductase activity. The record is from RefSeq and is a predicted model, not a curated record. The transcript has 3 exons.
UUAAUCAGUGCUGGCGAAAAGUUGGUUGUUGUCGAUUAUACUGCUACCUGGUGUGGACCAUGUAAAGCAAUUGCACCAAUAUUUAUACAAUUAUCAAACCAAUACCCAGAUGUUAUCUUUUUAAAGAUUGACGUUGAUAAAUGUAAAUUUACUGCAGAAGAACAGGGUAUAAGAUCAAUGCCAACUUUUCAAUUUUUUAUUAAAGGUCAAAAGAUUCAUGAAUUUAGUGGAGCUGAUAAGAACCAAUUAAAAGGUUCAAUUGAAAGAUUA